Corylus avellana is the source of this 2576-nucleotide messenger RNA. RefSeq names its product TBP-associated factor 12 (gene TAF12). NCBI's taxonomy places the organism in Eukaryota, Viridiplantae, Streptophyta, Magnoliopsida, Fagales, Betulaceae. Gene Ontology annotation, biological process: RNA polymerase II preinitiation complex assembly; DNA-templated transcription initiation. The record is from RefSeq and is a predicted model, not a curated record. Gene Ontology annotation, molecular function: TBP-class protein binding; protein heterodimerization activity; DNA binding. Gene Ontology annotation, cellular component: transcription factor TFIID complex; SAGA complex.
AGCAAACGAUACCCACCUGCAAAUGGAACAGCAAACCCCCACCCCCCCACCCGCCGCCAACACCAACGCCACCACGACGUCGCAACCCUCCGACCCACCGCAAAGCUCGCAGCCACCCUCCUCAACAACCCCACCGGCAAUCCCACCGUCCCCAAACCCUAACCCUAUCCAGAACCCAAACCCUAAACCCUCCACAACCUCACUCCCGAGUCCUUCGCAACCACAAGCUCCAACCAGGCCUCCCUCCACAUUCUCCAGAGCUGUUACACCGCAGCCUAACUAUCCGCAUUUCUCUUCGCUGCCCUCUUCGUCUUCUCCGGCGUCUUCAUCUGGGUCUCCCUCCAUCUCCGCUCCGUCACCGAGGGGUGGCAUGGCCAUUGGUGUGCCGGCGCACCACGCCAGUAAUUCUCCGCAGCCCACGCCGUUCUCGUCCUCUUUCGGUCAGCACUUCACCGGGCUGGGACGGACUGGGGUCAGCGCGCCCGAAUCGGUCUCCAAUCCCAAUGCUUCCCAGGCGAGACCGACGAUGCAAGGAGUGCAGGGAAUGGGGAUGUUGGGAUCCCUUGGAUCGAGUUCGCAAAUGCGGCCGGGUGGGCUUUCAGCGCACCACCAACAGAGGCCUGUUCAGUCAUCUCUUAGGCCGCCAUCUACGCCGACUAAUCAGCCUUCUACUUCCCAAAAUCUUCAAGGGCAUGGCCUUCUGAGACUCUCAUCAGUGGGAUCUCCUGGUUCAUCACCAAAUACGCCACAAGGUAUGCAAGCUAUUAAUCAGCCAUGGUUGUCAUCUGGAUCACAAGGGAAGCCUCCUUUACCAUCCCCUUCAAAUAGGCAUCAGGGGAAUUCACCAAUGCAGCAGCGAGCACAUCUUCCUCAACAGCAGCAUCAUAUGGUGCCAACAGCUUCACAACAUAUGUCACCUCUGCAGCAGCAACAACCUUCACCAUCAAAUCAGUCGCAAGAGCAUUAUGGCCACCAAUUUCCACCAUCAAGGGUCCUGCAAAGUGUACCCCAUCAACAACAAAUUACGAGGUCCCAGGGCUCAGGAAAUCUGAAGCCUUCUUCUCUUGCAAUGAUGCAAACUAACACAGUCCAGUCUGGGCCACAGAAAAAAACAGCUGUGACAGAAAAUGAUGAAUCUUGUGAUAGGAUUCUUAGCAAAAGAAGCAUCCACGAGCUAGUCAACCAGGUUGAUCCAUUGGAGAAGUUAGAUCCUGAAGUUGAAGAAAUUCUUGUGGAUAUUGCAGAGGAUUUUGUUGACUCUAUUACAACAUUUGGCUGUUCGUUGGCCAAGCAUCGGAAGUCAACUACAUUGGAAGCAAAAGACAUACUUCUACAUCUUGAGAGAAAUUGGAAUAUGACGCUUCCUGGUUUUGGUGGCGAUGAAAUUAAGAGCUUUAGAAAACCACUUAUAAAUGAUGUUCACAAGGAGCGGCUUGCAGCAAUUAAGAAGUCAAUUGUAGCAACUGAGACAGCAACCAAGAUUUCUACCGGACAAGCUGCCGGAAAUGCAAAGGGUAAUCUGGCCAAGACACCUGCCACUUCAUUGGCUCCCCAAAGCUAAAGUACAUGAAGUCACGUGAAGCAUUUAUUGAUGCCAGACAUGAGAACCUUUUUUUUUUUUUUGAUAAAGAAGGAAACAGUUUGUGAAAAGAAAGGGGAAUGUUACAGAGUAAUGAAAACAAGAUUUCAUGCCUACUGCAGUGGGACAUUCAUGUAUAUGAAUCUUCUUCUUGUUGGUCUCGGGCCACAAAUGAUUGAGGAUGAAAAUUUUUGUUUCACUAAUUGAAAUUUCAAGCCCUCAAUGCUGUUGGGCCACCAGCAUGUUGAGUAGCAGCUGCAAGUUUGACCAGACUGGUGAACUCUUACAAGGUACCCCCAUCUUUUAGCUGUUAUGGCUGGUCAUUGCGCUGCUAUAAAUGAGGGUCUUUACCAACAAUCAUGGGAAUGCCGGAAAUGUUGUGUGUUUAUUGUUGCUGCAUAUAAUCUUCGUUUUGGGAUUACAUAGAAAACAAAGGAACAAAGAAGGAAGUCAUUUUCAUACAAGCAAAUUUGAUCACGAGUAACUUUUAUGGUUUAAUGGACCAACAAAGGAACAAAGAAGGAAGUCAUUUUCAUACAAGCAAAUUUGAUCACGAGUAGCUUUGAUGGUUUAAUGGACCAAUUGAUUUGCUUAUCGGAGUCAGAAACACAGUCUAACGAAUGGCAAUGUUGAGCUGCAAAAGAUGAAAGAAACAUAAUUUAUUCAGCUCCAUGAAUGGUCCUGCUCAGUCUUCCCUGUUUUAUGUUCCCUGAAUAUUCAAAACAACCCCAACCUUUUUAGUGUAGCAUCUCUAAAGGCUUUCAGAAUUUGAUGGACCCUGUGAUUUGACUGUUAAAAUGAUGUUGUAUGUAUUUUAUGGUGUCGGAUUUGGCUCAAGUGUUGUAAAAAACACCACAGAAGAUUUCGUAUAGUUUUUUCAACAGUCUAGAUUAAAUAUCAAUAUCUCGCUCUUUCUCAUGAAGAAACUAAAUUUGAAUCAUUGAAACAACUACAGGAGCUUUGUUGUAUACACGCAUAUGUAAUAGAUUUUUUUUUG